Molecule: messenger RNA, 1439 nt
Organism: Raphanus sativus (radish)
Lineage: Eukaryota; Viridiplantae; Streptophyta; Magnoliopsida; Brassicales; Brassicaceae
Product: cyclin-dependent kinase D-1
Exons: 6
Coding region: 136-1308 (390 amino acids)
Biological process (GO): positive regulation of transcription by RNA polymerase II; protein phosphorylation
Cellular component (GO): cytoplasm; transcription factor TFIIH holo complex; nucleus
Molecular function (GO): RNA polymerase II CTD heptapeptide repeat kinase activity; ATP binding; cyclin-dependent protein serine/threonine kinase activity
Source: RefSeq, a predicted model, not a curated record
GCUACUUUUAUAUUCUUUUCUGAUAUCAAGAGCCACAGCUUCAAACAUACACACAAACCUUCACAAUUUUCAAGAACACAAGGGAUAAAGUUUCAAUCAUUAGUUUUGUAAAUUGUGGUGGAUCAAUACAGUGAGAUGGAUCAGCCAAAGAAAGUUGCUGACAGGUACCUGAAGCAAGAAGUUCUUGGCCAAGGUACUUAUGGAGUCGUCUUCAAAGCUACCGAUACUAAGAACGGACAAACUGUAGCGAUAAAGAAGAUAAGACUUGGUAAAGAGAAAGAAGGUGUGAAUAUAACAGCUCUAAGAGAAAUCAAAUUACUCAAAGAGCUUAAGCAUCCUCAUAUUAUAGAGUUGGUUGAUGCCUUUCCUCACAAGGAGAACUUGCACCUUGUGUUUGAGUUCAUGGAGACUGACCUCGAAGCAGUGAUUCGAGAUCCUAAUCUGUUUCUCUCCCCCUCUGACGUCAAAUCUUACCUCCAAAUGACAUUGAAAGGUCUUGAGUAUUGCCAUGACAAAUGUGUUUUGCACAGAGAUAUGAAGCCAAACAACUUGUUGAUAGGACCCAAUGGGCAACUAAAACUCGCAGACUUUGGGCUAGCACGUAUAUGUGGUAGCCCAGGUCGUAAGUUUACACACCAGGUCUUUACUAGAUGGUAUAGAGCACCUGAGCUUCUCUUUGGUGCAAAACAUUAUGGUUCUGCUGUUGAUGUUUGGGCUGCUGGCUGCAUCUUCGCCGAGCUUCUACUACGCAGACCUUUUCUUCAGGGGAACAGUGAUAUCGAUCAGUUAAGUAAAAUCUUUGCUGCUUUUGGGACUCCUAAAGAAGAUCAGUGGCCAGAUAUGUUAUCACUUCCUGAUUAUGUAGAGUAUCAGUUUGUCCCUGGGGUGUCUCUACGUUCUUUAUUCCCAAUGGUUAGUGAGGAUGCUUUAGAUUUGUUGUCUAAGAUGUUCACCUAUGACCCCAAGUCUAGAAUAUCGAUUCACCAGGCUUUACAACACAGGUACUUCACAUCAGCACCUUCUCCUACUGACCCAUUAAAGCUACCAAUACCAGUUUGUAAGCUGGAUGCUAAAUCAUCUGACAGUAAACUCAAAACUAUUACGGUGUUGUCACCAGCACAUAAGCUUAGAAGAGUGAUGCCUGACCGAGGAAAGAGUACGGAUGUCAUGAAACAAGCUAGCCAUGAUGGACAAGCACCUAUGUCUUUAGAUUUCACCAUACUAGCUGAGCGGCCACCAAACCGACUAACCAUCACCAGCGCGGAUAGAUCUAAUCUGAAGAGGAAACUCGAUCUCGACUUCCUGUAGGAUAUAACUUAACAUGCUUGUUUCUUAUUCAUGUUAUAUUACUACUAGUGAUGAUGAACAUGGAGAAUCAUUCUUUUUGGUUUACUAUAAAGUAUAAACACACAAAGCAGAGAAACCUUCAUUGACAGAUC